Messenger RNA from Spirodela intermedia, 4772 nucleotides. Lineage: Eukaryota; Viridiplantae; Streptophyta; Magnoliopsida; Alismatales; Araceae. The record is from the annotation of a GenBank genome assembly.
AUGCCGUCUCACGCGGAUCUGGAUCGUCAGAUCGAGCACCUCAGGCAGUGUAAGUACCUGCCGGAGGCAGAGGUGAAAGUCCUCUGCGAGCAGGCGCGGGCGAUCCUUGUGGAGGAGUGGAAUGUCCAGCCUGUCAAGUGCCCCGUCACGGUGUGCGGUGACAUCCAUGGCCAGUUCCAUGAUCUUAUCGAGCUUUUCCGGAUAGGAGGGGAAGCCCCCGAUACCAACUAUCUCUUCAUGGGAGACUACGUAGGUAAGCGUCCGGGAAAAUUUGAAUCUCGGCGUAUCAAAAAUGGUCUGAUGCACAUCAAACGUCUGGGGCUAGACUUGUAAUUAUUAGGUUUUGGGGGAUUAUUUUCCAUGACUUGAUUACAUUCAUUUCUACCAUCUACUUUGGAAUUGAUCUAUUAACUCAUUUUUGCGUAGAAUAUUCUUCUGACCGAAUAUUUUCAAGUUUCAAACUAACCCAGCUUCUGGCCCCUGAUUUUAAAAUUUUCGGCGUAAUUCAGUCUAGGGAACCCUGAUUUAGGUUGGUCUAAGACAGUACCAACUAACCUAAUCACUUGCCUUUGGUCAUAACGCUUCUGAAUUUGAGGUGAUGAAAUUUGUUCUUUCAUAGUCAUUCUAUUUUGGUGAAGAAUGGUACUCAUUUUGUUUCGAUGGAUAUUUUUCAUUUUUGAGGAGAAAAACACAAGGGAAAAUUUUCGUGCAGUUUCUUGAUUUUCUCAAAUUUUUUGGGUAUAAAAUGUUAUGGCAGAAGCUGGAGUCCGCUAACUUCUAGGAAGUUUUGCCUUUAUUCAUUUAGUUUGUUGGCCUCUACCAAGUGUUAAUUACUAUGAAUCAACUGUGUUCAAGAUUCUGAGGAAUGUGAAGCUCUUGAUUUAUGUUCAUUGUAAGUGUAUCAUAUAUUCUUGUCCUUCUGGUCAAGAAGAAGCCGUUGUUGAUGCUUUGAUAGCCAUGAAGUUGUUUAUCAUGGCCCUUUAGUCACUCUCGGAAUCCUAAAAAGGCCGCCCUCAUGAUCAUAUUCCAUUAAAGUCUAGGAUACUGUCAUUUAUUCCCGGGAGAGAUGCUUAUUCCUCUCCCAAAAGCCUCUACCAAGUCUCUACCAAAUCUCUAGGCCAGUUUCUCAUCGUCUUAAAAGCCUUUGGAACUGCUGAGUUUUUUGGGAUGAUCAAAGGACAUUAUCUUCACAAAAAAUCUGGGGCGCCACAACCUAAUUGGAUGCAGUAUAACAAGUUUCUUCUUCCAUAAGCCGAUUUGUUCUUGUGGUUCAUUCUGAAAAUAGGGGAUAUGUGCACCUUUGGCUUUUCUCGUCUUUGUUUCUUAGCACUUAAACUACACCACGAACGAAAUAUGCAAUCAUGAAAACACUUGAUGAAGAUAUAUUUUUUCUGUCUUUAUAUGGAUUCAUUGAAGAAACGGCACUUAUGAGACACUGGCAUACCUUUUCCUGUUUCUUUUCACGGGAUUUUGCAUGAUCUCUGUCAUGAUUAUCUUUCAAGAAUAUUUACUCUGGUGACAGUUUAGUUUCCUUUUUAUAAUACAGAUCGUGGGUAUUACUCAGUGGAGACCGUCACCCUUUUGGUGGCCUUGAAAGUUCGUUACAGAGAGAGAGUUACGAUUUUAAGAGGAAAUCAUGAAAGCCGGCAGAUAACUCAAGUGUAAGUCUGUCAUCCGCCAAACUUUUAUCCGUUCGAGGUUAUCCUCAAAUUCACAUACUAGAUUUAGGGAUUCGCCUUUACUUUUUCUAUAACUUGCGUUUUUGUUGUUCUCUUGAUUCUGUUUUGAAUCCAAUUGGGUCACAACUCUUUCUCUCUCUGAGAAACCAUUUAUUCUAAUAGAUUUUAUGCCACCGUGUGUUAGUUUAUGUAAGUUUAAUGUCUUCCUCGAAAUAUAUUUAUUUGGGGCAUCAAGUUAUAUCCUUGGUCUGGAUAAUAGCUUCUGAAGUAUUUGUUCAAAUUAAAAAAUGUACUUUUUGGUACACCUCUAAUAAUAUUUGUGUUAACUGGUCUUCACAGAAAUACUCAUAAAACAUUGCUUCAAGAUGUUAUAUGACACUUGUCCAAUGACUAUGCUCUUUUGUGCCAACCUUCUGAAAUUACCUCUAAAUACGUAGAGAAAUACUUUGCUUCCUUGAGUAAGUAGAUCAUAGAGCAUAAUUUAAUCACUGUAGAAUAUUUCUCGUACAAUUUUCUGACGUGAGGAGAUUCAUCUUGAUGAGGUGAAUAGACAUUACGGAGAAAACAGAAUUCUUAUUUUCAUUUCACGAGAUAUUUUCGGGGUUUUCUUAUUCAGGUUUGACCACUUGGAAACGUCAUGAAACCAGUACAAGUGACAAGAUGAGGACCAAAACUAAUUGAAUAAAAUGGACUAGCUGUAUCAAAUUUAUUGUGAUGUUAGUAGUUGGAAGGGAUGUCUUGUUGUGUGUGUUCCAUGUUGGGUAUCAUGAUAGACUGUGUGACAGAGCUCGCCGGUUGAAAAUCAGAUAGGCCCUUUUUUUCUGAAGAUAUUCCAAUGAUUGAGUUCAGAAGCAUCUAAGAAAACAAUGCUAAGAUGUGAGCAUAUUAUAAAUAUAUGGCACGAAUUUAAAGCGGUACAUUCAUGCAGAGUAGUUGGGAUGUUGUAGUUAAUCAAGAGCAAUGUUCUAGUGUCAUCAGAUCAAAGUUGGGUCUAAACUAAGCUGUGAAAGUUGGGAAAAUCUUCAUGCCGUUGCGAUACUUAUGUAGAGUAGUUUCUUUUAACUAGACCAUUGCUCUUGAUUAACUACAAGAGCAGGGCAGGAUGAUUCUCGUGCACCUAUGUUGGGCAUUAAAAGAUCGUUUGGAUCUUUUGAAGGGUUUUGAGGGUAUGAGUUUAGUUGACGAGAUUGAUCAAGGACUACAUUUGAACAUAGAUUUGAGGUCAGUUAACAAAGGGGAGGAGUUCAUGAUUAAUAAAGAGGCUACAAAAAUCUUCACAGAACUUUCACUCUUAUUUAGUCUUAGUGAUGAUUCCAAACAUUUCUGAGAAAAUAAAACUCCUUGAUACGAAACAUUAUAGCAAAAAAUUCUAGUAAUAUGAAAUUAUUACUUACGUAGAUGGAAAAGAUCCACAAGAUAUGGUCUUGCUAAAAUGAUCAUUAGUUUUUUUUCUAAUCCUUUUCUUUUUUUUUUUUUUGAAAGAUUGCUUCCCACUUAUUCAUCUUCGUUUAAUAUACGUUGACUGGGAUAAUUGUCAGAGUACCUGUGAUGGUGGACCAUUCCGAUGCUGCCCAUAACUGAACCACCCCCCCCCCCCAUCCUGUGGGCGUUUUCUUUUACUGAUAGGGAUGUUGGACUAGACACUUGGCUCUUUAGAUCAGAGUUUUCAUGGCACCUGCGAUCCCAUAGAAGAAUGCUUAAACGUCUCUACGUUCGUUUUCCUAUCACUCGGCAGCCUUGAAUGAGUCCACGUGGCCGUGCCAUCAUUUGGUGUUCCUGGGCUGUGGAGUGGAAUGGUAUGGACCCAUUUUUCUGAAGGAAAGUCUGGUUUAUGACGUCUUCAUGAAACCCUCUGUCGUCGAAUUCAUGUACCCAUGCCUGCAUUCAUGCAGCUGUUCUUAGGUGAAUAGUCAACGCUGUCACACAGUAGGGAUUCCUAUGAGUAGACAGUCAACUGUCCUGUUCUUUCGUUCUGCUCCUCUGUGGAGUGUAAGCCUAUAGCUAAUCUAUCUAUCCUCUCCACUGGAGAGAUGGUAAUGAGAAGUGGGCUCACCCUGGUGAUGCUAAAUAGUUGGUCGACACCCCCACUGUGGUUUUACCAAAAAAACCUCUCCCAUUUGGUCUCAAAAACACGUUUAUCUUGCCAAAAACAGAAAUUCACGUUUAUUCUCUGUUAAAGGAAUCUUUGUUCUGUUUCAGGUACGGGUUUUACGACGAGUGCUUGAGAAAAUAUGGGAACGCAAAUGUCUGGAAGUACUUCACCGACCUUUUCGACUACCUCCCCCUCACUGCCCUCGUCGAGAACCAGGUUUAUGUUCUAAAAGUGGCCCUGAGACGUGGCGCCGUAAUAUGCCACUUUUGGGUAUUCUUCUGACCACGAUCUUUGUCUGCCGUAGGUGUUCUGCCUGCACGGAGGCCUGUCCCCGUCUCUGGACACGCUGGAUAACAUCCGUGCUCUCGAUCGUGUACAGGAGGUAUGCUGCUACUGUGGCCAUUAUUUAUUUCUAUUUACGGGAAAGUUAUUCCGGCCCUACAAUGAUCGGAAUUUUAUGAAUCACCUCAUUUAUGGUAUAUUUCGGUGACGGAGGCAGAAAAACAAACGUUAUUAAUAUCAUGGCUGACCGGGUGGUGCGUUAUAGGUCCCACAUGAAGGGCCGAUGUGCGAUCUCCUGUGGUCCGACCCCGACGACCGCUGCGGGUGGGGGAUCUCCCCCAGAGGGGCGGGCUACACGUUCGGACAAGACAUCACGGCGCAGUUCAACCACACCAACGGCCUCUCCCUCGUCUCCCGGGCCCACCAGCUCGUCAUGGAAGGCUACAACUGGUCUCAGGUCAACUCCCCAUUCCCUUCAUAACGGGCCUGACGUUCUCUAGUCGGCUGGGCGUUCUCUAAUGGGAUUCGCUUCGCUCGUUCUGCAGGACAAGAACGUGGUGACGGUGUUCAGCGCGCCCAAUUACUGCUACCGCUGCGGGAACAUGGCGGCGAUCCUGGAGAUCGGGGAGAACAUGCAGCAGGAGUUCAUCCAGUUCGAGCCCGCCCCGCGGCAGGUCGAGCCGGAGACCGCCCGCCGGACCCCGGACUACUUCUUGUGA